UGACCUGAAUCAGAAUACAACCUAAGAAUUUGAGGCCCGUCCCAUCCAAUUUUCAACGCUGACCCUUCCCGAACGAUUUGAACAUUUAGUUCACCAUCAUUAGGGUGGCGGUGAACUGCACGAAUUGUACGGAGGAGCAGAGCGCAGAUCUGGCAACUUUUUCCAGCAACACUAACGUCGGAAAGAUUAAUGCUGCAAUCAGUAGCAACAAUUGAAGUACAGCAGGCACAACACUGAACUGGGACAAGAUAAAUCGGUAGCAUGCUCGAUGGUAGGCUUUCGAAGAAUUCCAGAGCGAAGUUAUUGUCGUAGGCAUGGCCCCAGCCGUCGAGCUACAUUAGUAUUAGCAACUACCCAAGGGCAAACAUUCGCAGGUCUACUUACGGGCUACACCGCCAAACGUGCUAGAAUCAGCAGCAGCCUUGCAUGCCAGUAUUCGCAGGUCUACUUACAAUCUACGCCACCAGACGUGCCAGAAUUAGCAGCCGCUUCGUAUAUCAGUAUUCACAGGUCUACUUACGUCCUAUACCACCAAACGCGCUGGAAUCAGCAGCCGCUUUACAUGCCAGUAAUCAAAGGUCCACUUACCCUCUAUAUCACCAAACGCGCCAGAAAUCAGCAGCAGCCUCGCAUGCUAGUAUUCGCAGGUCUACUUACGCGCUACACCACCGAACAUGCCAGAAUUAAUAGCAGCACCCUCACAUGCCAGUAUUCACAGGUCUACUUACGCGCUACACCGCCAAACGUGCCAAAAUCAGUAGCAGCCUCGCAUACCAGUAUUCGCAGGUCUACUUACAGCCUACACCACCAAUCGUGCCAGAAUCAGCAGCAGCCUCUCAUGCUAGUAUUAAGCAGGUCUACUCACAAUCUAGACCACCAGACGUGCCAGAAUCAGUAGCAGCUUCGCAUGCCAGUAUUCAAAGGUCUACUUACGUCCUACACCACCAAACGCGCCAGAAAUUAGCAGCAGCCUCACAUGCCAGUAGUUGUAAGUUUACUUACGUUCUACACCACCAAACGCGCCAGAAUUAGCAGUAGCCUCGCAUAUUAGUAUUCACAGGUCUACUUACCUCCUACACCGCCAAACGCGCCAGAAUUAGCAACUGCCUCGCAUGCCAGUAUUUACAGAUCUACUUACAGCCUACACCAAACGCGCCAGAAUUAGCAACUGCCUCGCAUGUCAGGAAUUACAGAUCUACUUACAGACUACACCGCCAAACGCGCUAGGAUCAGCAGCAGCCUCAC
Molecule: messenger RNA, 1245 nt
Organism: Paraphaeosphaeria sporulosa
Lineage: Eukaryota; Fungi; Ascomycota; Dothideomycetes; Pleosporales; Didymosphaeriaceae
Exons: 1
Coding region: 269-898 (209 amino acids)
Source: RefSeq, a predicted model, not a curated record